Xylona heveae TC161 is the source of this 2310-nucleotide messenger RNA. RefSeq names its product galactose oxidase. The transcript has 2 exons. Bases 92 to 2179 code for a protein of 695 amino acids. Lineage: Eukaryota; Fungi; Ascomycota; Xylonomycetes; Xylonales; Xylonaceae. Gene Ontology annotation, molecular function: protein binding. The record is from RefSeq and is a predicted model, not a curated record.
CGGGAAGCAGCCUGAACAGAGCCGAUUAAAUUUGGGCAUAGAUCAAUUUGCUUGUUUGGAAAAUAAAUUCUGCCCCUGAUAAUUCCAAAUUAUGGGUAAAAAGGACAAAAAGUCAAAGGUAGACAAAAAGGCCAGGGUCGCCGAAAAGCAGAGUAAAAAGGCGGCCCAGAAAGAGAAGAAGGCCAGCAAAAAGGGUCCCGCGGGUGACGAUAGUGAUGCUGAAGAUGUUGAUCUGGACGCUGUCCUUGCACAAUAUGCGGAGCAGCAAGCACAAUUUCUGAAAGUCACGGAAGUGGGAUGUGAACCGCCCCCGUCAAGAUCUUCAGCUACCCUGAUCGGGUCCCCUUCAAACAGUAAUGAACUCUUUCUUUUUGGUGGCGAGUACUUCAAUGGAGCUCUGGCAAAAUUUUUCAAUGACCUCUAUGUCUAUAUAAUAGACAAGGAUGAGUGGCGACAAAUCACCAGUCCUAACAGUCCUCUUCCCCGAAGCGGUCACGCUUGGUGUCGAGGCGGCAAUACCGGAGGAAUCUAUCUUUUCGGCGGAGAAUUCUCUUCUCCAAAGCAGGGAACCUUCUAUCACUACAAUGACUUCUGGAGGUUAGAGCCAUCAACUCGAGAAUGGACUCGAAUUGAGACCAAAGGCAAAGGCCCGCCAGCGCGGAGCGGCCACCGAAUGACGUACUAUAAAAACUACAUCAUCCUCUUCGGUGGCUUCCAGGACACUUCUCAGCAGACCAAAUACCUCAAUGAUCUCUGGAUUUAUGACUGCUCGACCUUCACAUGGCAUAACCCUAUUCUUCCCCAAGCAGCCCAAAAGCCCGAUGCAAGGUCAUCCUUUUCCUUCCUGCCCCACGAUCAAGGCGCUGUUAUUUAUGGCGGUUAUUCUCGAAUAAAGCUCAAUACGACGGCAGGAAGACAGACCAAAGGCGGCGGCGGUAUGGCGCAACGGUCUAUCCUGAAACCUGUUAUUCACCAAGACACUUGGUUCUUGCGCAUUGUCCAGCCUGGGUCCGACGCACCUGCAAAUGCCCCUCCGACCAUCCGCUGGGAACGGCGCAAGCGGCCGGCUAACCCACCAAACCCGCCCCGAGCGGGUGUCACCAUGGCCCACCACAAAGGCAGAGGUAUUCUUUUUGGCGGCGUGUAUGAUGUCGAAGAAAGCGAAGAAGGCAUCGACAGCGAGUUCUUCAACACCCUGUUCGCUUGGAACGUCGAGCGAAACCGAUUCUUCCAGCUAACAAUCCGCCGUCCUCGUAGCCCGCCAAAGAAGCAGCAGGCCGCUGAUCGGGGAGGCAGACGUGGUCGUGGAAAGGCCGACGAAGAGGAGCUUCUUCGAAACCUGGCUGCCUUGGAAGCAAAGCUUUCCAUAGAUGACGCUGAAUCGGUCAAAAUUAGCAAGACUCCGGACGAGGAUGAGGAUGAUGAGCCAGCGAAGCCGCAGAAAAACGUUCUCAUGGAACUUCCCCACCCCAGAUUCAACACUGCAAUGGCGGUACAGGACGACGUUCUCUAUCUCUUCGGCGGAACCUUUGAAAAGGGCGACCGGGAAUAUACAUUCGAUGAGAUGUGGGCUGUCGAUCUUGGAAAGCUUGAUGGCGUUACGGAACUUUUCAAGCGCGAGCUGGAGAACUGGGAGGGCAGCGAGGACGAGGAAAGCGAGGAGGAAGAUGAAGAUGAAGAAGAAAGCGGCGAUGAGUCCGACGCUGAGGCAGAGGCAGCAGCAGCAGAGGCCAGCACACGAGCGACAUCGCUUGAUUCUGAAGAAACCGCUGCCGCUGCUGCAAAAGCAAGCAAAGGCAAAGACGCCGAGGCGGCUGCCUCAUCAGAGGACCCUGCAAACGCAACUGAGGAUGCGACUGCCUCGUCCGCUCUUGCACAAGCUGACGGUCUGCCGUAUCCAAGACCCUUUGAGUCUCUACGUGAUUUCUUCGCCCGCUCAUCGACACAGUGGCAAGACGUGUUGUUGGCGAAGCUUGAAAAAGCAGGUGUUGCUCCGGAAGCGAGGUCUAUUAAGGAAAUCAGGAAGCAGGCUUUCGAAAUGGCAGAGGAAAAGUGGUGGGAUUGCAGAGAGGAAAUUCGUGCCCUUGAGGAUGAGCAGGAGGAGGCUGGUAUUGGGGAAGUUGUUGCUCUCGAGGAGCGUGGGAGCGGUGGUGGAGGAGGUGCUGGUCGACGCCGGUAGAUGGGUUAGGAUCUUGAUCCGGUGUUACAAUAUUUACAUUCAUGUAAAAGAAUAUAGACCAUAAUGAAGCAAAAAGAAUAGUAAAUAGUUGAGGGUCCGUCCAGUAUAUACAAGUUUCUAGUUGGGAGUUU